This is a messenger RNA of Aureobasidium pullulans EXF-150, 1235 nucleotides long. RefSeq lists its product as uncharacterized. Bases 34 to 1053 code for a protein of 339 amino acids. The record is from RefSeq and is a predicted model, not a curated record. NCBI's taxonomy places the organism in Eukaryota, Fungi, Ascomycota, Dothideomycetes, Dothideales, Saccotheciaceae. The transcript is spliced from 3 exons.
CCUGGAUCUUUCGUUCAUUGGAAAUACGCAAUCAUGACCGACAAUACGCACUCCAUGUCAACCAGGAGAAGUCUCAAGACAGACCGUGCCAGUAUCAUCAAUCCGACGGCAUUCACAAGUCACAAAGCAACCAUCAAUCCACCAGCGACUACCACAGCUACCCCUAAGGCAACCGCCAACUCAACACCAAAAACACCACCUAUUUCCAAACCAUCUACCAGAAAACCCAAAGCCGUCGCCAGAAAUACUGUCAAACCCACCACUCGUUCCAGUGCCGGCGGAAAAGCAGCUGUCAAACAUUUCGUUUCAGAUGAAGCACCAGAUGUAGACAUGCAAGAUGAGGACACUCUUCCAUCUACUACACCAGUAACCUCCACAUCGAAAGCCACAGCAAAGAAACUCGCCACCAAAACCCCCAUACCAGAGGAAAUACCAAACUCAUCACCAGAGGUAAAAAUGCAAGACUCAGCCACCUCACCACCCAUAACAUCACCAUUCUUCAAACCGAAAUCUGCUAUGAAGACACCCGCUAUCAAGCAAUGCUCCCCAGCGUUGACUCCAAAUACACAAGUUCAAGAUGUAGGUACCUCAGCGACUAGCCGACCAAAAGCGAUACUCGAGAAACCAAACAACAACCCGCACGACUACCUCAAGCCCAAAGCCUCAAAGAGGAGAACCGUUUCCUUUGGCGGUGCGACCUCGGAAGCCGCCACGCAGACUGAAAGUGCAGAUGUACCUGUUGUGCAAAGAGUGCAUGAUGCAUAUCCUGAUCUCCCUGCUGUUGUGCCCAGAGAUGGAGAUGGUGUUCGUAAGCUUACCCUUCCCCUGCUAAACCAAGUACAGCGCCAGCCAUCCCACUAUUUCUCCCACAUAAACGGAACACUUGCACUUCAUCAACAGGCAAAGAAAUGGACACCUACGUUAAAUGUCAAGAUGACGACGAAUGAGUUUAGCGAUGCUGUCGUCAGAGCCAAAGAUGCGAGAAAAUGUACCGGUGGCGAUGAGUGUGGUGAUCAUUGUCCUUUGUUUGGAGCUGAAGGUCAUGGUGAUUGAAGCUCUUGAUGGAAAAUCAAGAACAUUUUAAGAUAAACACUGCAUUUUGAUAGAUGGAGGGGCUUUUGCUGUCUGGGAAGGAAUAGCUAACUAGACAAGAGAGCAGGUGUUUUGUCCAAAGGAUUGCAGAUUAUUUUGUUGGUCGUCGCUUGGGCUGUCUUGGGCACACUGGCUGUGGAGAG